This is a messenger RNA of Nylanderia fulva, 2685 nucleotides long. NCBI's taxonomy places the organism in Eukaryota, Metazoa, Arthropoda, Insecta, Hymenoptera, Formicidae. The record is from RefSeq and is a predicted model, not a curated record.
AUGUUUCGCCAGAUACGCGUGCAUUCGAAGGACGUCGACUUUCAAAGGAUACUUUGGCGCCCUGCGGAUGACGCGCCAAUUACCCACUUUCGACUGCUCACCGUUACAUACGGUUUAGCUUCAGCACCGUAUCUGUCGAUGCGAGUGCUUCGACAAUUAGCUCUUGACGAGGGUGCUGACUUUCCUGCUGCGGUUCCUAUCAUUAAUGAUUCAAUCUAUGUGGAUGACGCGUUGUUCGGUGCCGACAACUUUGAUUCGUUACUCGAUACGCGCACUCAACUCGUAGAACUUAUGAAACGCGGAGGUUUUUUGCUACAAAAAUGGGCUUCCAAUUGUGACGAACUUCUUGAUAACGUUACAAACGAUCAGUCGGAAGUUACUGAUCACCUUGUACUGAAGGACGAAUUGUUAAGGAUUCUUGGUUUAUCGUGGCUUCCGUCGGAAGACUCAUUUCAAUUCACAGUGAAGUUUGAUCUUCCGAUCGUGUUGACAAAACGUUCUAUACUAUCGUGCAUUGUUAAACUAUACGACCCUCUCGGCUGUCCCGGUUGUGAUAACUGCCAAGAUAAUUCUGCAAGAAUUGUGGCUACUACGUUACGAUUGGGACACCCCACUUCCAAACGAGUUGAGUCAACGAUGGACUAUUUUCGCCUCCGACCUUUCACGUUUGGAGUCGAUACGUAUUCUCGAUGGACCGGUCAAAGCCCGGAUAAUCUUACGUUAGAACUUCACGGAUUCGCGGACGCCUCGAAUCGCGCUUAUGCCGCCGUUGUGUAUAUGCGCGUGUUUCAUUCCCUUUCAGAGUAUCGAGUAAAUUUGAUCGCCGCAAAGUCAAAGGUCGCUCCAGUUAAGACACUUAGCAUUUCUCGACUCGAACUCAAUGCGGUAGUUUUAUUAAGUCGAUUAGUAAAGUGGUUGAUAAAUUCAUUAAACUUAUCAAAUACUUCGAUUCAUUGUUGGACGGACUCCACUAUUACGCUGGCGUGGCUGCGUCAACACCCAUCAAAAUGGACCACGUACGUGGCCAACAGGGUAUCGGAAGUACAGUGCAACCUGCCAUCUGCUAAGUGGAGUCACGUGCCGUCCAAAGAAAAUCCCGCGGACUGCGCGUCCAGAGGAUUCAAUGCGUCCGACAUAGUUGAGCAUUCGUUAUGGUGGGCGGGCCCGCCUUGGCUUCAACAGCCUUCUACCUCUUGGCCUCUACAUAACGUCGCUACUUCACUCUCAGAAGAGCUAGUGAAACAAAAAACGAAUCGUGAAAAUACCACUGUAUUGUAUCUUGGAGUAGACGAGCUCCGUCGAGCAGAGACUUUCUGGCUCGCUUAUGCGCAGAAAAGAUCGUUCGAACUCGAGUUCAAGACCUUACGGAAAGACGAAACGCUCCCUCACAAAAGCUCGUUGAAAUCGCUAAAUCCUUUCGUCGGAAAGGAUUCUUUACUUCGUCUCGGCAGGCGGUUACGAAAUUCCGCUCUCUCCUACGAGGAACGACAUCCGAUUAUCAUUCCCCGGGGCAGAAUAGCCGAGCUGUUAAUCGAUCAUGCGCAUCGGAUCUUGCUCCACGGAGGAGUUCAACUUGUCCUCCGAACGCUCCGUCAAAACUAUUGGCUACUCGGCGGUCGAAGUACGGUAAAAUUUCGCAUUCGGCAAUGCAUAGUUUGCGCUCGUUACGCGAAGAGACAAUCCAGCCAACUCAUGGGAGAUCUCCCUUCUCCCCGAGUUAAUCCAUCGUCCCCGUUUACUCAUACGGGAGUCGAUUACGCUGCUCCGUUUUUCCUUACCCCGUUCGUCAGUCGCGGACAGAAGACUCGAAAACAUUACAUUGCUUUGUUCAUCUGUCUCGCGACAAAAGGUAUUCAUAUCGAAUUAGUCGAAGACUAUUCCGCGGCGGGUUUUUUGGCGGCCUUUAGGAGAUUCGCGAGUCGAAGAGGCUUGCCUCAAAAACUGUAUAGCGAUAACGGAACAAAUUUCCACGGAGCGGACCGGGAGCUAAAGAGCACGUUUGACGCAGUAAGUUCCGAUCCCUCAUUGCGAGACGUCCUCGCUAACGAUAGAGUGGAGUGGCACUUCAUUCCGUCCGCAACUCCUCACUUCGGAGGAUUGUGGGAGGCCGGCGUAAAGAGCUUCAAGACUCACUUGAAAAGGACAGUGGGUUCGCAUACCUUAUCUCAAGCCGAAUUUUCAACACUGCUUUGCCGAAUUGAGGCGUGUCUCAAUUCGCGCCCCAUUGCAACCUUAAGUGACGAUCCAAGCGAUUUGCUAGCGCUUACUCCUGGUCAUUUUCUUAUAGGUCGACCGAUGACCGCCGUACCGGAGGAGUCUGUACUUGCGAUAAACAAAAACCGAUUGUCUCGAUGGCAACUCGUCAACGCGAUGAGCGAACGAGUGUGGCGUGCAUGGUCGCUUGAUUAUUUGCAUUCGUUGCAACAACGAGGUAAAUGGACGAAUAAGUCUUCAGACUUUCGCGUCGGAGAACUUGUAUUACUGAAAAAUUCCCUGCUCCCUCCGAGCAAGUGGGAACUCGCUCGAGUCGCGCUGAUCCAUCCGGGAUCCGACGGACUCGUUCGAGUCGUGACAGUUCGCACCGCACAUUCCUCUUUCAAGCGACCAAUCACGCAACUAUGCCGUCUUCCAGUUACUUGUGAAAAUAAUGAUAAAACCAUUGUUCAAUCAACAAAUUGUAAUUAG